GGCAGGCGCUCCCCAGUCGGUGGGCCGGGCCUGGUGGAGGCGAGGCGGCCCGGCCCCGGAAGUCGCGGCGGCCCAGCUGACAGGAGCCUAGCGAGGAGGCACUGCUCGGGCUCCUGCCUCAGUAGGCGGGCAGCAAGAUGGCGCUGCGGCCGGGCCUGCGAGCCGGUGGAGGCGGCGGCGGCGGCGGCGGCGGCUCCUCUUCCUCCGCCGUCGCCUCCGCUCCUCCUGUCACUGCUGGGCCGGCAGCGCCGAGCUCCGUCGGUGGCGCCGGACUGGGCUCGGCCGGAGGGAGCCCCGGGCCUGCCAGCUUCAUGUUUCCUGUAGCAAGUGGCCUCGGCCCUCAGGGUAUGAUCCACAUGCCAGGCUUCUCGAUGGUGUCGGUCAUGCAGCCCAGCAUGCAGGGUAUGAUGGGAAUGAAUUACAGCUCUCAGAUGCCUCCCGGGACGAUGGCCAUGCAGGGUGGCAUGCCUUUGGGCCCGAUGCCAACAGCUGGAAUGUCGUACGUGGGGCAGGCUCCCUUCCUUGGAAUGCGCCCGGCAGCUCCUCAGUACACCCAGGACAUGCAGAAGCAAUUUGUUGAAGAACAACAGAAACGAUUUGAACACCAGCAGAAGUUUUUGGAAGAGGAAAGAAAAAGGCGGCAGUUUGAAGAGCAGAAACAAAAGCUGCGGCUUUUAAGCAGUGUGAAGCCAAAGAUAGGUGAGAAAAGCAGGGACGAUGCACUGGAAGCGAUUAAAGGGAACCUGGAUGGGUUUUCCAGAGAUGCUAAAUUGCACCCCACGCCAACAUCGCACCCCAAAAAUGCAGAUCAUCCCACACCAUCCCAUUCUGCUGUGUCUGUCUCCCAAACCUCUGCCUUUCUUGACGAUGACGAGUUUAGUGACUUUAUACAGGGGCCUGUCGACACCCUGACACUCGUGCCUCCAGCCUCUUUCCAGACCUUUCAGUCUUGCCAUCGUCCUUCCUCCCAGGCUGGGCAACGGCUUUCUGAGAAGGUUGUGGCCCAGUCUCUCCCUCCAGUCCAGGUUCCAGUGUCCUUAUCCUCCAUCCUCCAUGGGCCCAUUGGGCAGGUCCCUUAUUUCUCUACUUCUCCAGCUUCACAAAACACUCAGAAAACAGGCCUUUCCUUGGAAGAGAAGCCCCCACCACCUUGUGGGUUGAGUGACUUUGGGCAGUCUCAUAUCAAACUUAAAGCUCCUGAAGUGGAGCUCAGUGCCACCGCAGCCCCAGCUGUAAGCGGCACUGACCCCAGGUUAGCGGCCAAUAACCAGGAGCUCGUAGGGGUCCCCCCGAGUGGUACCCCCAGCCCAGAGGCAAACAAGGCUUCAGAACAAAACCUGUCAGUUGAAGAGCGUGGUGUUGGAGUAUUUCCUGCCCAGGAUCAAAUCCAGCAACUGAUUCCCCCAUGGAUUUACAAUGAUAAUUUAGUUCCAGAUCUCUACAAGAAAAUUCUAGAAACCACUCUGACGCCUGCCGGGAUAGACACUGGCAAGCUUUAUCCCAUUCUGAUGUCAUCUGGGCUUCCCAGGGAGACCCUUGGGCAGAUAUGGGCCUUAGCUAAUCGCACCACUCCUGGGAAGCUGACGAAAGAAGAAUUAUAUACAGUCCUGGCUAUGAUAGCAUUAACUCAGAGAGGAGUUCCGGCCAUGAGCCCCGACGGUUUGAAUCAGUUUCCCUCCGCCCCGAUUCCGACGCUCAGCAGGCUUCCAAUGGCCAUCCCGGUCACAGUGAGCCAACAGUCAAUGCUGCCUCCUGGGCCCCCGCUCUCCAUGCCUCUGAGUAUGGGGCCAGCCGUGGUGCGGAUGAGCCUGGCUGCCCCGGUGGGGGGAGCCUCGGCACAGGCCGCCAGCAGCUUUGGGUCAUCCUACCCUGCAAACCAGGCAGCCAAACCGGAUGAUGAUGACUUUCAGGAUUUCCAAGAUGCUUCUAAGUCUGGGGGGCUUGAUGACUCCUUUACGGAUUUCCAGGGAGAAGUGUCUGGAAUGAGUAAGGCCACUGCAGCACUACACCGGAGCAGUGCUCCUUCGAUGCUGAUCCCGCUCUCUGGAGCAAAAAUGCCACCUACUGUGGAUAAGUACGCCGUUUUCAAAGGGAUUGCCGCCGACAAGCCUACUGAAGGCUCCGCUUCGCUUGGAGUAGAUCAUGGAGACAAAUACAGUGCUUUUCGAGUGCUGGAGCAGCCACCUGAGAGUAAACCCUUAGGAGACAGCUUUGCCGAAUUCAAGUCUGCUGGAACAGAUGAUGGCUUUACGGAUUUCAAAACCUCAGACAGCAUCUCACCACUAGACCUGCCGCCGAAAGAUAAAACUUUUCCUCUUCCUUUCUCUUCUCUACCUGCACCAUCAAAGCAACAACCACAAGGAAAACCUUCUCUGUAUCUGGCAGACCUGGAUCUGUUUUCCUCAGCCUCUGCUGGCGAGAACAGACCUCUUCCCUUUCCGGCCACCUACAACUCCCCCAAACAGGUGUCUUUUCCUGUGGCGCCACCUCCAACUUCUGCCACUGCUACUGCGCCUCUCCCGAUGCCCAGCAAUAGCUCGAUUUUGGCCAACGAUUUUGCCGACUUCAACCUGUUUGGGGGAUUGUCGAAUUGUACCUCAGCCACCACUCAGGAUGAAUUUGCAGACUUCAUGGCUUUCAGUAACAGCGCUGGCUCUUCUGAGCUGAAGCCGGAGGGUAAAUACAGCACUCUCAAGCAAGAUGGCAGCCCCGGUCCUCCCGCUGGCUCCUUGGUCAGUACCGUAAAGAGUGGGCAAAGUCCGGCUGCCGCAUCCACCAAAUAUGACAUCUUCAAACAGCUGUCUCUGGAUGGCCCCAGCUUAGGCUUUGAAGAACUGAAAGACCACACCCCUUCGUCGGUCAAGAGCGAAGAUGACUUUGCCGAUUUCCACUUGAACAAGUUUUCCUCCAGUUCUGAGAAAUCCCUGGUCGACAAGCUGACGGCUUUCAAGCAUGCCAAAGAGGAUUCUGCCUCGGUCAAGUCUCUGGACCUCCCGUCCAUCGGGGGCAGCAGCGUGGGCAAGGAAGACUCCGAAGAUGCGCUGUCUGCCCAGUUUGACAUGAAGCUGGCAGAUGUGGGAGGAGACCUUAAGCAUGUCAUGUCUGAUAGUUCUUUGGAUUUGCCAACCAUUAGUGGUCAGCAUCCGCCAGCCGCAGAUUUUGAGGACUUGAAGUGUGCCACCUUCGGAAGCUAUAGUAAUGGCUCCGCUCUGAGUAGUUUUCCAAGCUAUGAUUGGUCUGACAAAGAUGACGGUUCCCAAAGCAGGAAGUCCCUUCCCUUCCCUUCUCCUCCAGGAAGUGGAUCCUCUUUGGCCACCUCUGUCCUCCGGAAGAAAGAGACUUUGUUCGGCAGCUCAGAAAACAUCACCAUGACCACCGUUUCCAAAGUCACCACCUUUGCUAGUGAGGAUUCUCUCCAGGAUGUGACAUUUUCUCCUUUUGCUAACUUCAAAGAACCUGACUCUCGGUCUGUGGACCAGAGCGACGAUGACGUUGAAAGCUUUGGGAAAUUUGCAAGACCUUUGGCAGAGACGUCGGAAAGCCCAGCCGCAGGCACAGUCCAAGAGGUUGCGGGCUUUGCCAUCACCUCUUUGGAAGCGGCCAAAGAAAGCGCAGACGACUUUGGAGAGUUUCAGAGUGAGAAGCCGAAAAUCAGCAAAUUUGACUUCUUGUUGGCAACUUCUCAAGGGAAGGUGAAAUCAAGUGAAGAAAUGAUCAAGAGUGAGCUUGCAACAUUCGACCUCUCUGUUCAAGGAUCUCACAAACGGAGUCUGAGUUUGGGUGACAGAGAGAUCAGCCGCUCCUCGCCUUUGCCCCCUCCGGAGCAGCCAUUUAGAGAUCGGUCGAAUACCCUCAGCGAGAAGCCCGCCCUGCCUGUCAUCAGAGACAAAUACAAAGAUCUUACAGGGGAAGUCGAGGAAAGCGAGAGAUAUGCCUAUGAAUGGCAGAGAUGUUUAGAAAGUGCUCUCCAAGUCAUCAAGAAGGCAAACAACACCCUGAACGGAAUCAGCAGUUCGUCUGUCUGCACAGAAGUCAUCCAGUCGGCCCAAGGCAUGGAAUAUUUAUUAGGAGUCGUCGAGGUUUAUAGAGUCACGAAACGGGUGGAGCUGGGCAUCAAAGCGACGGCCGUCUGUAGCGAAAAGCUCCAGCUGCUGCUGAAGGACAUUGACAAAGUGUGGAACAACCUGAUCGGUUUCAUGUCGCUUGCUGCUUUAACGCCGGACGAAAACUCAUUGGACUUUUCCUCUUGUAUGCUUCGCCCAGGCAUUAAAAACGCCCAAGAACUGGCUUGCGGGGUGUGCCUCUUAAAUGUAAAUUCUCGAAGCAAAAAAGAAGAGAAGCCUGCGGAGGAACAUCCUAAAGAAGCCUUUAACUCGGAAACGGACAACUUCAAACUUGCUUACGGGGGGCAUCAAUACCACGCCACCUGCGCCAACUUCUGGAUCAACUGCGUGGAACCCAAACCCCCGGGCCUCAUUUUGCCUGACCUACUUUAAGCAGACUUCCGUCAGCCUUCACCUUGGUCUCGAUGUGGGAACCAUACACUAGCGGGCGCUUGGGUGGGAGGGCUGGCAACUAAAUGUGAAAACUGUUCUGAUUGCUUAGCGUGGCCUUCCCCAAAUCUGUCGCCCUCUGGAUGUUUUCGACUACAACUUCCGUCAGCCUCCCAGCUGGUGUAGUUGUAGCAUCUGGGGGGCAGCAGCUUUGGGGCAGGUUGGGUUUAGUGUAUUUAUAAAAUGUUUGUUUUUAGGCUAGCUGUUCUCUUUUGCAAAGGGUGAAAGCCACUGUGUUUUUUAAUCUGCAAUUUCCUUGUGAAGGACUUUGCAAGGAUUUGGAAAUAUCUACUGAUUUUUGGAAACAAAAGAAAUUGCACUGAGGCACAAACGGCGUUUCUGGAAUGGCUUUUGACUGGCACUCUCAUUCUGAGUGGGGCAAAGUUCUCUUCCGUUUAAUGAAGGGUGGAGGCUAAAGACCUUCCCAUUCCCAAGGAGUAACUUCUGUUUUAAAUGGCUGUAUCCCCCCAGGAUUGCAAAGCCAAAAGGGAGUCGGGUCUGGUUUGGAGGAGUUGUUGGGAGGUUCACGUUUGUUUGUUCUUUUACGCAGGGUCUUAAACGAUUUCUCACUCCUAACCCUGCAUUUACCCAGCGAGCUUCUAAAACAGCUGUUGGGAACCUUGGGCCCUCCGGAAGUUACUGAACUACAACUCCCAUCAGCCCCAGCAAGUGUGGCCAAUGGCCAGGAAUGAUGGGAGCUGGAGUUCAGCAACAUCUGGAGGGCCAAAGGUUCCCCACCUCUUUUCCUUAAAUCAGUUUAAGUGUCAGGGAUCCCUUUCUCCCCCUUCUUCGACAAGGAAUUCUCCAUGUUAAGGGAGCCAACUCAAAUUUGCUUGCAGAUAUUCUCAGCCCCCUCGCACCAAAUUUCUGUUAGUGUUUUAGGGUGCAGGGGAAUGAAGGGCCCCCUGUCACUUUUAGAGCCGUUGAUCUCUAUAGUUUAGAGAUCUGUCCCUAGAAAUGCUUUUAAGAAUCAGCUGUCCCAAACGACAGCUUGGAAUAAAAGCAGGCAAGAGAAGGUAUAUGUGGAGGGGAGGGGUCUUGCCAUGUAAGAUUGUGGGGUGUUUCCUCCCCUUAUCUUCUAAAGGGCAUUACCACUAUUUGUGACUCUGUUAGGUUUGCAGUGAGCAAAGAAAGCCUAAAGGCUAAAGCUGUCUUCUGUCAUGGACAUUUCUCAAACUCUCUCUCUCUCUCUCUGAGGGAAGCCCUUUUCAUGGUACGUUGAUAAUUUGAGGGGGGUAGAUUGGGGGGGAAGCGGCAUCUUCCCUCCCCUUUUAAGCAAGUGGGUCAUGCCGUGCUGUGGCUUAGAUAGGGCAGCAGUGCAGAGAUUGCGAUGAAGCAAAAUAGGCUGUUCUUCUCUACUCCCCCCCCCACUUUAAAAUGUAUUUAAUAUCUCCAGGUUGCAACCGCUGCACUGAUACAGAAAGGGACUGCUUAAUUCUGCUGAAACGAAGCAAGCAGCUCGAUUACAGCAUGAAACAAUCAAUCUUCUCGCUUUUUUUGUUUUGUUUUAGAAGUUUGCCUGCCCUCGCUGGUGACCGCCCCCUCCCUUGGAAACUUGAUGCCAUUCUCGGUCAGGGGCCAGGCCUAAUGAUGGCCCGUCUCCCAACGGGUUACACUUGAUAUCUACCACUGUCACUGUCGUUUUCCUAUUCUGCUGCUUCGGAGUGGGGUGGGGAACCUCUGGCCCAUGCACCUAAUUAGGCCCAGGAGGGGGUCCCACUUUGGCCCAUGAGACUGUCACCCUCCCGAAACCAUGUCUACCUGCCACAUGUGACAUCAGGUGUGGGACAGACAGGUAAAGGACGUGCCUAAUUUAUUAGGGGUUUAGAACUUCUGUAAUAGUCGCACAGAGUUUUCAGCAAGUUUCAGCUUUUACCCAUUGUGAUGCUUCAGCAGCAGGAUACGGCGUCAGCCACCGUGCGUCUCCCAGCUAUGAAAAUCUGAAAAGCACAGCAAGGGAGAUAGUAGUAGUAGGAGCAGAGGGUGAGCCCAGCUUCUCAAAUCAUAUUUUUCCUCUUGGGAUUCUCUCUUCUGUGAGAAGGAAUGUGCAGUUUUUGUUUUGGCGGAAUGUGUCAUUUCAGCUCACUCUUGUGUGGGGCAAUUGAUGGCACUGAGCCCAAACCCUGGUCAGGCCUUUGUUGGGCAUGGUAAAUACCAUCUUCCUCCGCACGAGAGCGCAUUUGAACGACGCAUUUGCCACUCUCACAAACGUGGGGAAAAUCGUCUUGUCAUCUCUUUAACCACAUCCCAAAACUAAUGUGAGAAUGCACUUGCAAGGAAUAAGUGAUAACAGGGUCAAAUGGAGGGGGGCUCAAAAGUCCCUCACCUCACCUCUCACAUCAGCGCCACAGGAGGAACAGUUGUGAGGUACUUAAGAUCUUGAGCAGCGAUAACAUUGGGGCAAAGAGAGUGAUCCACUGCACGCCAAUGGGCAUAUGGAAAAAAAGAAGUACGAUCAGUAGGCAGUUGGGCUUGCCACACUGAUCCUUAGGCGUUGAGACCAUGAAAUCCUUCUUUGGCUGCCUUUGCGUAACAAUCCCACGUAGUGCUUUCACAGGAGAAGCGACAUCAUCUGAACUUCCCUCCCUGAGAAGGGAGCUACUACUAAGACCACCUCCGGCCUUCUGUGAUUCGGGCGUUAGUGAAGCUGAGCUGCUUAAAUUUGAAUCACGAGCGUACUAUCACCCAUCUGCUGUACGUACGGGAGGGUGGGGUCAGGAUUUUUAUUAACGGUCCCAGUACAAAUAUGCAAUGAAGCCUCAUCCUGCCAGCCGUUGAAAGGCUGAAGGAGCAUCAACCGCAAACCGCAGUUUCUGAGGAGGGCCCUGACUUCUUUCUCCUGCUAUUGUUUUUCUCGAAAUCGCUCCAGUGAGCCUCUUUAGCCGGGGAGCGGGGGCAGAGGCAGGGUCUUCAAGUCUAAUUACAGCGGAGCUUAUUGAACUGUGAAUGCGUUAAAGCCCACGACAGAUACGGGAAGGGGAAAUAGCCUUCUGUUAUUGACAGUGCCGUGUCUAGUCUACCAAAGAAAAGCAUUUAAUGAAAAGGAAAAUUAAUAGUCGUAAAACAAAAACACCUUUCUUUGUGUUUUUGGGACAUGAACAGUUUUAAUUAAAAAAAAAAUACCGAUAAAGGCUGUUUGCAUCAUGCAUGGUGGGGUACGGGGUGUGUGUCUUGUUCCGCUGUAAUACAUCCAACUCAUUCACAAGGCAGCAUUGUGUUCACCCAUCGCCUGUGCUAUUAUCCUGUUAGCCAAAGGCCCCUGGUGUCCUUGGAAACUGUAUCCAAGGUUACGGUGUUUUCCUCAGACUGCAUUGUCUAAAAUUCUGCUUCUCUCUCCCCCCCCCCUUUGAGGGCAGGUUGGCAACGGGGCAGGGGGGAGGUUUUUACCAGAUAAACUUUUAAAAACAUUUUUCCUUUUAAAAAAACACAACACCACUUUUCUUUCUUGGGCGAAGCAAAAUGUCCCUUGAUGUGCAUGUUUGUUUGUUUGUUAGUUUGUUCGUAAAUGUACAUAUGUGGAGGGUUGGGGGGUUUUUUGGACUUUUUAACUGCCUCGGUCUUUUUUUGCGGAUGCCUUAGCGGCAGGUUUUCUUCAGCCCAUUUUAAAACUUAUUGCAGCCCUGUUGGUUCCUAAACAUGCCGUCCUUACCCACUUCCUUGACUUGGUACGGGAAGGUUGCGGUACUUUCAAAUGUGUUGGAACGAGGUGCCCAAAUGUUCGUUGACAGGGCAGUGGAGACCAAACCUACAACCAGGACCAUCCGUGCUAUAAAGCCGGAAUGGGGGAACUUGUGGGCCCUCCAGAUUUUGUUGGACUGCAGCUUCCCAUUGUCUCUGAGCUUUGGGUAUGCCGGCUGAUGGGAGUGUCUGAAAGGCCACAAGUCCUCCAUCCGUUAGGCAGUGAGCAACCUAGAAGAAGCCGUGCUUGUCUUUUGACAGACCAGGUCCAUCAAGCAUCAGGGUGGUUGGUGGGGCACAGUGUGCUCAUUUCUAGGCCCUGCAGUCCAGGGUGGGCAUUUCUAAAGCAAUUUUGCCGACAGUGGGAGGCCAGGGUGGUAACGGUCUUCUGGAUCACGGCAGGCAAACUCUGCGGCCUUUUCUGAUGCCUGCCAAAGCCCGACAUGUAGCUUCUGGUAUCCUGAUUUCCUUCUCUCUGUUGGAGAUAAUGUGCACCCUUCAAAACGCUCCCCUGCUGCCACAAAUGUAGAACUUGGGCAGUAAGUUGGGGAGGGGGGGACUUGCGGCAGUGUUGCCCCCCUCCAAGUAAAGACAGUACAGGCAACAUAGGGGCCUUCUUGGUGAACUCAAGUCACAUGUAGAUCCCGUUGAAGUCAAUGUGAGAUGUUAGUUAAUGGUUAAAGACCAGUCCUAUUCAUUCAUUCAUCCAAGGUCUGCUUGGGAUUGGGGGGUUAUAUCCAGUGCUAGCUGUACUCAGAGUAGACCCAUUGAUAUCAAUGGGCCUGGGUUAGUCAUCUCUGUUCAAUUCAGUGGGUCUGCUCUGAGUAGGACUAUCUUUAGCUAUAACUGUGUCUGUAUUCGCUCAGAGUUUUAAGAACCAUCUGAUAAUUUUGCUUUCAUUUCUCUUUUUGGAGGAGGAGAUUUUUGAGGGGAUGAUGGUGUUAGGGGAAGGAUGGACCAAAGUCGGUUCUGCUAAGGCAAGCAAGGUUGCAAAGGGCAUAAAGAGAAUCAAAUAUACAAUUAAUUAAUUGCAUAUUAAUGAAUGGGGUUGGGUACAAAAGGAGACCCCUUCCAAAAAAUAAAAUUGCUGUUGUACCAGUACAGUAACUCAUAUACAUGUAUAAGCUUUUGGGGUCUUUUUUUAAUUGCUAUUCAGUUUUCUUCAAGUGGUGAAAAAAGAAUGUCACAUAGCUUCAAAAGGGCUGCAUCAUGAUGGGAGAGUCUUUUAAUGUGCAAUGUUCCUUCCAGAGCUAUCUAGGCUGCCUCUGAAAUGGCCUUUGUGGUAGGCAUGACUGUGAUCUAAGGUCUUGUUUUACUUUGUGGUGUGCUGUUGCUGAUUUUUUAAAAACUUUUUGACAGAGUGAUUCCUUUUUCAAGACCCAGUUUCCUUUACUCUCGCAGUGGUGUACAAACUCUUUCACUGAUUCCUGUCAAAUUCCCUGAUCCUCAAUAAAGUACUCUUUCUUUUAGUCUGGAAAAA
Molecule: messenger RNA, 9711 nt
Organism: Rhineura floridana
Lineage: Eukaryota; Metazoa; Chordata; Lepidosauria; Squamata; Rhineuridae
Gene: SYNRG
Product: synergin gamma
Exons: 23
Coding region: 138-4496 (1452 amino acids)
Cellular component (GO): clathrin coat of trans-Golgi network vesicle
Molecular function (GO): protein binding
Source: RefSeq, a predicted model, not a curated record